This is a messenger RNA of Darwinula stevensoni, 3021 nucleotides long. NCBI's taxonomy places the organism in Eukaryota, Metazoa, Arthropoda, Ostracoda, Podocopida, Darwinulidae. The record is from the annotation of a GenBank genome assembly.
GAUAUUUUCAGACAACUCCAAAACCUGCGGUACUCUUUCCAUGCUUGAGUGUUGAAGUCAUCUGAGGGGCCAAACUCAACUGGAAACACCUGUUACCAUAAACCCAAAGUUUCCCUUAGGUCAUGUUGAGCAGACUGAUAGUGACACUGCUGACUUUGGGUUUUGUUUCUUCUCUGUAUGAAGAUCAGAUUGGAAAAUUUGACUGGGUGGAACAGUAUUUAGGGAAAGCCAAAUUUGUUGAAUUGGGACACUCAUCUCAUGGAAACCACAUUUUUGUGGCAUCAGAGAAAAAUGUCAUCGCUGGGAUUGAUCCAAAGAAUGGCAAUAUCCAGUGGAGACAAGUAUUGGAAGAGGAACCAGUCAGUGGAUUUGAUGACCUUUUUUAUGUGGAUUCAGAGUUGAUCUCAGUGUUUAGAGGUGGAAUCAUCCAUAGCUGGUCUCCAUUGAAAGGAUCUCUCCUCUGGCAUGGAGACUUCCGCCCAACUUCUUUACGGUCUUUGUUGAAGAGGCACUAUUAUGCUUCAAAAGAAGAGGUGUUUCUGGUUGACAUCACAGAUGCACAAGGUGUCUCAGUGAAAGGCUAUAAGAAAGGAUCUGUUGAGGCAAGCACUUCUGGCCAUUGGGAAAUUCAUGCCCCUUGGUUAUCACUCAAUUCCAAAUGUGGAACUGCUGGUGGAAUUUUUGCCUGCAUCCGAGGAGAUGGCAAGGGAAUAACUUUGGAAUACUUCCACCUUGACACAGAUGCGUAUCGCACAGGAUUCAAGUCUUUGCAUAUAAGUGACACCAGCUCUGUGGGAUUAGCAGAUGUGAAGCCCGUGGAUGGUUUGAGAAACCAUCCAUAUUUUCAGGUGUUGAUCCAGGACAAAGUUCAUCUUUUGAGGAUGUCUGAUGAUACAACUUCUGGUUCAGGACCUCGCAUUCUUUGGGUGAAGACCAAUAUCAGCCAAUUGGCUGGGUUUUCAACAGGAGACCAUAUUUAUGUGACUGCUAUUGAUCUUCAGAAUGAAAAUAGCAUCCUAGUGAUAGGAGAAAGUGGAGAGGUUAUCAAACGUGAAAGCCUGAAUUUAGCUCCACAUCAUGGAAAGAUUGACAUGCAUAUUCCACAUCAUAGCAAAGAUGGAAGUACCAUGAUCCUUACUGUUACUGAGGAUCAUGCUCUGUCCUUAAUGCGACUCCCAGGAAUGACAGUGUGGGAACGAGAGGAUGGACUGGCCUCUGUACUUGCAGUGGACUUUGUUGACCUACCUGUCACUAGGAGUGAUGCUUCUGUAGAGGAAGAAUUUGCUACUGCUUCCAGUGCAUGGAAAAUGCUAUGGAAUCGCAUACGCAGCCAGGUGAAUCAGUUGGAAUCUCUUGUAAGACACAUACUUGGGUUUCAGCCUCCUCCAACUCUUGAGGAAAAACUCCAUCUUGUUAGGGAUCGCUUCAACCUUCACAAGAUGAUUGUUCUUGUGACUGCACCAGGCAAGGUGUAUGGGAUGGCGAGUGAACAUGGAAAGUUGAUUUGGAAGGUAUUCCUACCUAGUGUGAAGCCUUUGGUCAGUGAAGCAGGCCCUGAAUUAAUUCUUUUUCUCCAGCGAUCAGCCUCCUAUUUCCCUCAUCUCUCCGUUUGUACUCUGAUUGGAAGGAAGGAGGACUCAGGAGAAGGACUAUUGGUUUCUUUCAACCCAAUAUCUGGAGAACUUUAUAAUCAAGAGCCUCAUGUCCUCCCCCCAAUUGCUCAUGCAUCUCUCUUUCACAAGCACGAUUCUGAAUUCCUUUUUCCAAUCCUCAUUCUGGACAAGGCUCACCAAGUUCAUGUCAUUCCUGAAUCAGCUACUCCCAUCCUUGAAGAUUUGAAGGAUUCAAUAUUCGUUUAUCUGGCAGAUGUGGACGCAGGGACUGUUCAGGGUUUUCAUUUUCGAGAUUCUUCUGACAAGGGGUUAGUGGGGAAAGAAGCCUGGAGGGUACAUUUUCCUGUGAAUACACAAAGAAUUGAAAUGAUUUCAAAGAAGCGUCAGGGGGAAAAAGUGCAUUCCCAGGGCCGAGUCCUUGGGGAUCGCAGUGUCCUCUACAAGUAUCUCAAUCCUAAUCUCUUUGCACUUGCCACAACUUCUUAUGACAGCAUUGCCAAAUAUUCUCUGAAUGUGUACCUGUUGGAUGGAGUGACUGGAGGGAUCCUGGCAACUGCCAAUCAUAAACGUGCUCGUCCCCCCCUCCAUAUGAUUCAUUUUGAGAAUUGGCUCAUCUACUCUUACUUUAAUGAGAAGCUACGUCGAGUUGAGGUUGCUUCCAUGGAACUGUAUGAAGGAACUACUCAGCACAAUUCCACUGCAUUUACAUCUUUGUAUGGCAAACACCAUCCCAUGAUCGAGAAACAAGGUUACAUCUACACUACCAACAUUGCUGCCAUGAGAGAGACCAUCACAGAGAGAGGAAUCACCAGCAAACAUGUUCUCAUUGGGAUGCCACAAGGUGCAGUGGCAGAACUGGCCAGGAAUUUCCUUGACCCUAGGCGACCAUUGAUAAUGACAGCAGAGGCACACGAGGAAGGUCUUGUCAUCUACAUUCCAGAACUCCCAAUUCAAAUGGACAGCAUCAUCAACUACAAUCAGAGCAUCCCCCGCAUCAGGAAUAUCCAUACUCAUCCCACAGGACUGGAAUCCACUUGCCUUGCCUUUGUCUUGGGACUUGAUCUGUUCCUGACGAGGGUUUCUCCAUCAAGGACAUUUGAUGUGCUGAAAGAAGACUUUGACCAUACUUUAAUUUGCACCGUCCUGUUGGGGCUGUUGGUGGCCUGUUAUGCAACCAAACACCUGGCAGCUCGCAAGGCUCUCAACCAGGCGUGGAGAUGAUUUUCUAGUCUCUUGUAGUUCUGAACCUCACAAGAGAGGAGAUGGAAAGAAGACAAGACAUAUUCCCUACCCAUGCUGUGAUCUCCCAUCAUUGUCAUUCUGAGUGACUGAAAGUGUGUGCUGGUGACUCCCAUAUGUAUGUCGCACUUCUGAACCAAUGAAAAGGCUGAGAGUUUUCCCCCUUGAA